AUGAGGUGUCUUCUGUUCAAUGUAUUGCUGCUAAGUUUCUUGUUGUAUGAAGUUAGCUGUUCUAUGAAAGGAGAAUGGAGGGAGUUUAAGCUUCGCUACAAGAAAUCCUACGAGUCCAAGAAGGAAGAGCGCCUCAGGUUCAAGGUCUUCAAGGAGAACAUGAAAGCAAUCAGAAAGCACAAUAAGCGUUUCAAUAGGAAGGCUGAGCUAUUUGAAAAGGGCAUGAACGGUUUUGGAGACCUCACGCCUGGCGAAUUUGAACAAAGAUACGGCCUGUUCAGUCAACCUCACGAGCAGAAUUUUGACCAGCCGAAUCCGUAUGGACGCAACGUUUCGACCCCAGGAGUAGUCAGCGGCGUGCCUGAUCAGGUUGACUGGAGGGAUAAGGGUGCUGUUACGCCGGUCAAGGACCAAGGGCCUUGUGGGUCCUGUUGGAUCUUCAGUGCGGUGCAGGUAUUAGAGAGCUACCACUUCCUGAAAACAGGCGAACUGGUUUCACUUAGCGAGCAGAACGUCGUCGAUUGUUUCUCCGAUGACACCUGCGAUGGAGGCAACCCACAAGACGCCUUCAACUUCGUCAGAGAACACGGCAUCAAUCGGGAAUCCGACUACCCCUACCAGCAGAAAUGGGGACAAUGCCACCCAUACGAGAACAAAACCCUCAACAUAACCUUCGACAGCCUAAAAUACAUCGAGAGCUCCGUGGAUCCCGAGAAACAGAUGAAGGUGGCCGUUGCUAAGCAUGGCCCAAUGAGCAUCUGCAUGUACGUUACUGCCAAGUGGCAGUUCUACAAGAGUGGGGUGUGGUACCACAAGAAGUGUUCGGAGAGAACUAAUCAUUCCAUGAUGCUGGUGGGAUAUGGUACUGAAAACGGACAGGAUUACUGGCUGAUCAAGAACUCUUGGGGUACUCACUGGGGUCUGGAUGGAUACAUCAAAGUGAUAAGGAACAAGCAUCCGAACUAUUGUGGGAUGACAAGUGAAUCUGUGUUUUUGAUAUAG
Messenger RNA from Phaedon cochleariae (mustard beetle), 1002 nucleotides. NCBI's taxonomy places the organism in Eukaryota, Metazoa, Arthropoda, Insecta, Coleoptera, Chrysomelidae. The record is from the annotation of a GenBank genome assembly.